Messenger RNA from Melopsittacus undulatus (budgerigar), 984 nucleotides. It is a transcript of the gene CIMIP4, whose product is annotated as ciliary microtubule inner protein 4. NCBI's taxonomy places the organism in Eukaryota, Metazoa, Chordata, Aves, Psittaciformes, Psittaculidae. The record is from RefSeq and is a predicted model, not a curated record.
AUGGGGCCUCUCAGGUCUGGAAAGUCAUUGAAAUCUCACAUUUUGGAGGCCGAGCCAGAUGUGGAAGUGGAACCUGACAAAGAGAAAAAGGAGUAUUUUCCAGAAAGUACACACAGGACACCCCAAAGGAACUCCAGCAGAGCUCAGGGAAAAGCAAAGAAUCGUGCACCUGCUAAAUCCCAGACAUCUCUUUCUACAAAGUGUGUUCAGACUAAAAAACACAAACAGAAUCUCCAGGCCAAAACUCCCCCUGCAGACAGUCUUCAUUCAAGAGGACUUGAAGAGAAAAAAGACACUUCUUCCACCAAAGACCCAAUAGUGGGGCUUAAGCCAAGAGGGGAGAACAGUACUUCCUGCCUGUCUGAAAUACCUAUGCAGGGGGAGGCAGAAGAAUUAGUAGCAGGCAAGCAGCAAACACUGAGUGCUGGAAGGCCUGGAUCUUCCCACAAGACCAUCAAAGACAGCUAUGAAAAAGCCAAGGAGAUGGACAGUACAUUAAGUGCCAAAGAAUCCUUAACAUCAUUAGGGACAGAUAUGAAAGGAGAAUGGAACCCCCUUCUGGCAAAGAAAAACAAUUUGAUCCAUGCUAACAGGAAAUAUAAAUUUGCCACAGCAGAUGAAGUUACCAGUGAAAAAGAGGAUAGGCGAGCUCUGUGCAAAGCAGCAUUAAUCAUGGGACAGAAAAGACUCGGCGACUGCACUGGAAUGCAAAAAACCUCCUCAAACUCUGCAUCUCUUACUGAUUACAACCAUCUGGGUUUUAACCUGAGAUCAAAUAUCUUCCAAGGUGGCCCACUGGAAAGCCGAAGCUUGAUGAAAGAUUCCUACACCCCUGAUAUAACUCAGAGAGUAAUCAGGGAUCCCAAAAACUGGCACGGAAGGAGGAUUGAUGAGCUAGGAAAAUGGCAUGAGAAAAAUGCCCUAAAUUUUAACCUGCAGAAAGCACAGCAGGACAAAUAUGGGAAGAAAAAAAGCAAGUCUUAG